UAGUGUGGGUAUGUGUGAGCAUGUGCAUGCGCAUGUACUGGAUAUCAUGGCGUGUGUAGAGUUCAGUUUGCAAGAAUUCUUUCUCUACCAUGUCAGUCUAAGGAAUUAAAUCCAGGUAGUUGGGCUUGGUGGCAAGUGUCUAUGUAUAGUCCUGGUGAGAUGGCUCACUGUGUAAAGGCACCUGGCCCUGUGCUUCCUAACCCUGGAACCCACAUAGCAGAGGGAGAAAAUGCUCACAAAUUGCCCUCUCUCUGGAAUAAAUAAUUAGAAGAACAGUAAUAAGAAACAGUAUUCCUUCCAGUCCAGUUAAAGGGGCCAACUUCUAUUUUUUGCUAUUACUCCAUGUGUAUGAGUGUUUUGUCUAUAUGUGUGUCUAUGUAUUCUAUGUGACUGGUGCUUUGGGAGGGCAGAAGACGGUGUCAGAUCCUCUGGAACUGGAGUUACAGCCACGGUGUGAACUGCCCUAUAGGUGUUGGGAAUUAAACCAGGUCAUGCAGUUAACUGUUGAUCCAUCUCUCCAGAACCUCCUGCUGCCCGUAAGAAUUUAAGUUUUUCAGCCUAGGAAAAGUAACACCUGACUCUUAACCAACUGGGGGCGGAGCAGGGGUGGAGCCAGGGAGACCCAGGUGCCCUUCCUGAGAGCCUGAGCACUGAGUGGCCUGGAGCAGCAUGAGGCAGAGCUGGGGACCAGAGCUGCUUAUUGUGGGAGCUGUGAUCGUGAUAGAGGGUCUUCAAGCAGCUCAGCGUGCAUGUGGGCAGCGUGGCCCUGGCCCUCCAGAGCCUCAGGAAGGCAACACGUUACCUGGCGAAUGGCCCUGGCAGGCCAGUGUGAGACGACAGGGUGUACACAUCUGCAGUGGCUCCUUGGUGGCAGAUACCUGGGUCCUUACAGCUGCUCACUGCUUUGAAAAGAUGGCCACAGCAGAACUGAGCUCCUGGUCCGUGGUCCUGGGUUCUCUCAAGCAGGAGGGGCUGAGCCCGGGGGCUGAGGAGGUGGGAGUUGCUGCCCUACAGCUGCCCAAGGCCUAUAACCACUAUAGCCAGGGAUCAGACCUGGCUCUGCUCCAGCUUACCCACCCCAUAGUUCACACAACCCUCUGCUUGCCCCAACCCACCCACCACUUCCCCUUUGGAGCUUCUUGCUGGGCCACUGGCUGGGACCAGAACACCAGUGAUGGUAAGUACUGUCCUAGACAUAAGUCUAGAGAGUCACAAACAGGAUCAGUUCUAACUGUGCUAGCCCUCUGCUCCCACUGUGUGUCAGAGCUAGACUCAACAUUAUCUCCUUUGCCAGUUUCCAGGACCCUACGGAAUCUGCGCCUUCGCCUCAUCAGCCGCCCCACCUGUAACUGUCUCUACAAUCGGUUGCACCAGAGGCUGCUGGCCAAUCCAGCAAGAUCUGGGAUGUUGUGUGGGGGUGCACAGCCUGGGGUACAGGGACCCUGCCAGGGAGAUUCUGGGGGACCUGUGAUGUGCCGUGAACCUGAUGGACACUGGGUCCAAGUUGGGAUCAUUAGUUUCACAUCAAAUUGUGCCCAAGAGGACACCCCUGUGCUGCUGACUGACAUGGCGGCACACAGUUCGUGGCUGCAGGCCCAUGUUGACAGAGCAGCUUUCUUGGUGCAGGACCCAGGAGUCGUGAAGAUGAGUGACGAGAACAGCUGUGUAGCAUGUGGCUCCUUGAGUAGUGGAGGACCCCAGGCAGGAGCCCUCUCCCAGUGGCCCUGGGAUGCCAGACUGAAGCACCAUGGGAAGCUGGCUUGUGGUGGAGCCCUGGUAUCGGAGGUGGUGGUGCUGACUGCUGCUCACUGCUUUAUCGGGCGACAAACCCUAGAGGAAUGGAGUGUAGGACUGGGGGCUGGACCAGAGGAAUGGGGCCUGAAGCAACUCAUUCUGCAUGGGGCUUACACCCACCCAGAAGGCGGCCAUGAUGUGGCUUUCCUGCUGCUGGCUCAGCCUGUGACGUUGGGCCCUGGCCUCAGGCCCCUCUGCUUGCCCUAUGCUGACCACCGCCUGCCUGACGGGGAACAUGGCUGGGUUCUUGGGCUGACCCGAGAAGCAGGCAUCAACCACCCCCAUACAGUGCCUGUGACAGUCCUGGGGCCAAUGGCCUGUAGCAGACAACAUGCAGCUUCUGGUAGCACGGGUGUUCCCAUUCUGCCAGGGAUGAUAUGCACCACUGUUGUGGGUGAGCCACCUCACUGUGAGGGACUCUCUGGGGCACCACUUGUACAUGAGAUCAGAGGGACAUGGUUCCUGGCUGGACUGCACAGCUUUGGAGACACCUGCCAAGGCUCUGCAAAGCCUGCAGUUUUUGCAGCACUUUCUGCCUAUGAGGAUUGGGUCAGCAAUCUAGACUGGCAGGUCUACUUCGCUGAGGAGCCUGAGCCUGAGCCUGAGACCGGAAGCUGUCUGGUCAACUCAAGCCAACCAGCCAGUUGUUGACUGGUGACUCUAGUUUACUCACAGGACGCCAGAAAAGCCAGGCAACUCCCACGUCAACACCCAAUUCUACACUCCUGCCCUUCCCCUCCCUGUCUUAUGGUUCCCAGCCCUGAGGCAGGUCCAACAGCUGGCUGGCUGGGAAUGAGCCUGCCCAGAGAUGCUGUCCACGUGUGACACGACGACCCCGCCCCCAAGCUCUGCUUUCCAACAGAGAUGUCUCCAGUAUUCCCCAUACAAUCCUCAGAUACAAUCACACCAGUAGCUCUUGUGAAAAAAAAAAAGUUGUUUUUUUUUUCCUUUGGGGGGGGGGUGUUGGAGAGCAAUUUUCCUUUUUUAAAACUUAAAUUGUUACAAAAUAGAUUUUAGAAAAUAAGUUACAAACUAUAGUAAAAGGCUCCCCUUCCACAGGCAACUUUCCCACCUGUGGUACUCUGAAUCCACCUCCCUGGGUGAGAAUCUGGCUAUCCUAGCAUUUCGGCAGAGCCUGGCCCCGGAAGAACAUGGUGACAAAGGGUUGGGAAGGAGAUCCUUCAUCUUUCAUGGGCACAGACAUGAAGACUACCUCAUGCCCUUCUCAAGAUAAAAACCAGAUCAGGGUCCUCUUCGUGGGAAAAGGAGAUGGGGAUGCCCAAGCAACUCCUGAGCAAAUGAGGAGAGCAAGCCUCUCCCUGCCUGCACCCCUAACUUCAGUGAGCUCUCCUCUGGAGACCUGAAGUUCAGAGGGACAGAUUGAGGUCUGCAGGCCACUGGGGUGAGGGGUCCUGAAGUGAGGCUGUAGAGCAGUCCCCUCUGCUUGCUGCUGGUGCCACUGAAGCUCCUACAGAGAGAAGGAGAGGACACUGAGGGAGGCCUUACACCACCUCUCCAGCCCUGCAGGUUAUUUCACGACAUAACACAAGCACAAAGACACUCAAGAGACGGGAAUAAAUAGCUAGGUAGUCAAGUGUUUGCCUACUGUUUGUGAGGCCCCAGGUACCAUGCCCAGCAAUCCCCAGUCCCCCUCACAAAACAAACCAAGCCCACAAAUCCUACAACUCCCAAUUUCCCAAUUAGUAUGUGCUUUGGCUAACAGGCCCCUUGCUCAUUGUACUUGAAGUUACAAGAAAGCUAUUUCUUCAGUUCUCGGGACCCAUCACCACUAUUCUAUCCUCCCAGUCAAGCUCUGGGCGAGGGCAUACCACUUCAGGGACACCACCCUUGGUGGCUGUAGACGGAAUGGAUUUUCUUCUCUAGAUGUGGAAUAUGAGCUAAUAGCUUGCUGAAUACAUAGACUGCCCCUUCCUCCACAGCCAUACCCUUUAGUGGGCUGGGUGGAGACAAUUUACACCAGAGAUUCACUGUGAUAGAGGAUGAGAGAUAGGGACUAAUGACUGCUGCCGCUCAACUGGGCCUGACUUCAAAGAAACAAUUAUCUAUGAGUCAGUUCUUCAGUUAAAGGGGCGUGUUGGGGGAAGGUGCUGCAGAAAGGGUAGUCUGGUUGGCUUCUUGUAAGAUCUACAGCAGAAGAAGGUUAAGAUUAAAAGAACAGGGCUGGAGAUGAUGGCUCAGUGGUUAAGAGGACUGACUGUUCUUAUAGAGGUCCUGAGUUCAAUUCCCAGCAACCACAUGGUGGCUAGCAACCAUCUGUAAUGGGAUCUGAUGCCCUCUUCCUGUGUGCAUGCAUGAAGACAGCUACAGUGUACUCACAUACAAUAAAUAAAUAAGGCUUAAAAAAAAAAAAGAUUAAAAGAACAAACACAAAGAUGUAGUGCAACACUCACAGGAAGGACCAGAAGCCUCACUUUCAGCAGUAAAGCCAUAAAGUAGCAAGUUAGAAGUCACCAACUGAGCAGGAAAGCCCACCUCACCUUAGACCUGCAGACCAUGAACUAUCUGCAUGGCAACCCAGGAGUCUGUAAUCUUCCACCCUUCUCUUUCUUAUCCCCUGGCUUCUUGCCAAGAACUCUAGGAAAGACCAGAGCCUAAACAAAGCCCAUGGUUUCAUCCUUUUGCCUGGGACAUCAUUACUGACUAAAUCAGGAUUCUCAGAAGCAGUAGGACCCAGAUAACUCUGCUUACUGAAAGAAAAAAGUCAUUCCUCUUUGGCUAUAUAAGAGUCCACACGGGGCUGGAGAGAUGGCUCAGUGGUUAAGAGCACUGACUGCUCUUCCAGAGGUCCUGAGUUCAAAUCCCAGCAACCACAUGGUGGCUCACAACCAUCUGUAAUGAGAUCUGAUGCCCUCUUCUGGUGUGUCUGAAGACAGCUACAGUGUACUCAUAUACAUAAAAUAAAUAAAUCUUUAAAAAAAAAAAAAAAAAAAAAAAAA
Rattus norvegicus (Norway rat) is the source of this 4751-nucleotide messenger RNA. The record is from RefSeq and is a predicted model, not a curated record. Lineage: Eukaryota; Metazoa; Chordata; Mammalia; Rodentia; Muridae.